Molecule: messenger RNA, 4575 nt
Organism: Plasmodium inui San Antonio 1
Lineage: Eukaryota; Apicomplexa; Aconoidasida; Haemosporida; Plasmodiidae
Exons: 1
Coding region: 1-4575 (1524 amino acids)
Source: RefSeq, a predicted model, not a curated record
AUGAAGAGAAAAAGCCACCACAGCAAGUACGAGGGUGACCACGAGGAGGGACAAAGCGAUAGGGCAAAGAGCAGCCACAAAAAACAUGAAGAAAAGCGAAGGGGGGAGGAAAGAAGAAACAGCGACGCCAAAAGCGAGACGAAAAGAGCGCACGAAAGGAAGAAGCACGAAGUGGAGAGUGGGCACACCAAGGGGGAGGAUGACAGGCGGAAGAGGGUGAAGACGGAUGAGAGGCGCAACGGGGAGAAGCGGAACGAGGAGAAGCAACACGAGGAUAAGCGGCACGAGGAGAGGCGUCGAGAGGACAAGCGCCAUGAUGAAAAGCGGCGCGAGGACACCCACCAGGAAGACACAAGACACACCAAGAACAAACCCACAGAAAAGAAGGACACCAACAAGACGCACGAUGAUGCCCCCCGCUCACCUAAGAGGAGCGGUCGCGACAGGCGCUCUCCAAGCCAUGGGCAUAGGAGGAGCCGAGACAGGGAUGCCUACGCGCAUGGGAAGCCCCCGCAGAGGGAAUGGGAGAGAGACCGAGAAAGAGACCGUGACCGGGAAAGAGAUCGUGAUCGGGAUAGAGAUCGCGACCGGGAAAGAGAUCGCGACCGGGAAAGAGAUCGCGACCGGGAAAGAGAUCGCGACCGGGAUAGAGACCGUGACCGGGAUAGAGACCGUGACCGGGAUAGAGAUCGCAAUCGAGAUAAGGAUCGCGACCGGGAUAGGGACCGAAACCGGGAUAGGAGCCGCCACCGCGAUCGAGAGCGUGAUUGCAACAGGCGCCCCUCCGCAUCUCCGGACGGCAAGCGCCCCGGGCGAAGCAGAAGUCGCCACGGAAACCCCCCAAUAGGCAACCCCAACGAGGAAGAGAGGUACAAUCGGAUUGGAAAGGACACCAGCGAUUACCACCUCAGACUCGAUCCCAAAGGCAACAAAAAUGAUGGCGACGACAUGUUCAGUGGAAACCCAAACCUUAUUGACACUCACAGUAGAAAUGCUACCAGUGGGAUGAUGUUCAGCGAGGUAGGAUACAAUCCUGCUCAUGUGUUAAGGAGUAAUAUAGACUUGGAGGAAAACAGGAAGAUGCAGAGUACCAUUCUUGGAGAAGAGAAAAAUGGAUUAGAGCCCCCACCCCCUGGCAUGAUGAAUCCGAACGGCCCAUGGUAUGACCCCACAUUAGGAGACCUAAUUCCGAAUGGCAACCUUCCCAAUGGCCCCUUUUUUCACCAUGACCAAAUGAACCUCGGAAACAGAAAAAAUAUGAAUCUUAGAGACUACGAAAUGAAAGGCAUGAAGAGCAGGAGGGGGGGAAAGAAGAACAAGAAGAACAAGAAAAUGAGAAACAUGAAGAAUAAGAACGCGGCGGCUCUCUUCGCGAAUGAUGAUUUUUACGACUCCGGUCUCCUGCUCCACCCGCAUCACCAGCAGAAUAUGUUCAGUCAGUCGAUGCUCGCCAUGGAGGAGAGUAACAACCUUGGUAAUGCCAGCAACAUCAGUGGUGCUAAUAACCCAUUCGGAGAAGGCAUGGAGACAGCCGCUGGAGGCCCCAUCGCCCCGAAUGCCGCAGCGGCAAACCCCAAUGACAUAAACAGUGAAGCCGCACAUAUGAUGGGCACCAGUGGCAACGGAGCUAAUAACCUGGCGGAAGAAUCUACCGAUUUUUUUCUCAAUGCAAAUAGGAAUAACAUGACACAGCCGAGUGGAAAUCCUGGCGAUCCGAAUAACAUAGUCGCCCCUCCCCCACCGUAUUCAGACGGCAGAUCGUACGGUGGUAGAAAACAGCCCAUCCUUCGCGCCAACGAUGCGCAGGCGAAGGUGAGCGGGGGCACCCCCAACAGGAUUAACAAUCCCAACUUUAUGGGGAACGCCAGCCUCAUGGGGAAUCCCAAUUUUAUGGGCACCCCCAGCCUUUUGGGCAACCCCAGCCUUAUGGGCAAUCCGAACCUCAUUGGUAACCCUAACUUUAUGGGCAAGGCUAGCCUUAUGGGCAACCCCAAUUUUAUUAACAAUCCCAACUUCAUGCACAAGGGAGGACCCCCGCCCCUCCUGGAGACCCCCCCGAUGAGGCAAAUGAGGAAGGGGCAGGGGCAGAAGAACAGCAACAUCCUGGGUGACAUAGACGCGAAGGACAAUCCCACCUUCGAACGCACAGGGAUGAACAGUAUGAAUAUCGGUUUGAUGGCGAAUGCCAUUCCGCCUCCCCCUGACGGGGACGCCGUCAGCAAAGGGAUAACUUUCACUGACGGACAGCCCAGCCCGCCAGGCGUACCAAAGGGAGCAAACCUUCCCAAUGUGCCCAUCCCACCGAGCCCACCUGGUGCACCCAGCAUGCCUCCGUACCAGAACCCAUUGAUGAACCGAAAUGGAAUGAACCUCCCCCCCUAUGGAAACUUCUCCACCCCUAACACUUCCCUCCUAACGAACAAACAAAAGAUGAACAACGUGAAGAUGUCUGACAAAGGGGGGGUAGGAAACCCCAACUACAUUUCGCUCAAUGCUAAUAGUAUCCCUUUAAUUCCAAAUGGAAAUCCACUGAAUAGACAGUUUAACAUGAGCAAUAACUUGAACCAUAAUUCGAAUCAGCAGAAGGAUAGAGGAGGCCCUCCGUACAUUUCGGAUGAGGUGCUGGAUGGGCACGAGGAAGGCAUCUUUCCUAUGCAUCCGAAUGCUGGCCCGGCGGGAAGCAUCGGUAGUAAAAACCACAGGGGAGGACUUGACUACGUGGAGGGUCCAUUAGGCAAUCCAAGCGGCAUGGAUAGCUAUUAUGAAGAUGUGGGCAGACCACCCAACACCCAUUUGCUAAUGGGAGGGGUGCCCCCUCCGUUGGGCCCCCCUUCAAAUGCGCCCUUCCCGGUUAGGUUUCCCAAUAACGCGGUUCUUUCGAAGAGUGGCCCCAAUAUGGCAUGGGGGAUGAGCGGCGGGAUGGGGGGCAACCUCAGUGGGAACGUCAGUGCGAACGUUCCGUCCGCCCCCCCCGGUACGGCUGGCUCCCUCAGGAGGAACUAUCCAGAGGCAAAUGAAGAUGGCUGGAGCUCAAACCACCUCCUUAGUGGUGACCCUUUCAACAGGCCUCCUAUCAUGGGAGAUAAACAGAGCGGCUCGCAAACUGAUACGUUCGGGGUAUUCCCCGUGAACCACGGACCCAUGGGUUCUACAUCUAUGGGUAAAGAUGCAAACGGGUUAAGAGGACAUCCCGUGGACAUGAAUCCAACGUGGGAUCUCCAUUCCAAUACACGCAGUGGCAGACACCAUCGGGAUGGAGUCAACCAAAGGGGUAGCUCCUUCCAUAGCCAUAUCGAACCAACCGCUUCGCCUGAUGAAGAUCGUAUUAGUGAAUACAGAAGGGAAGAUCAAAGCGAUGCCCCGUUCGAUCAGUACGGGAAUGCACAACGGGAGGAGCAAAAUGAGGAGGGUGAUGCCCCCGAUGAUGGAGGUGCGACAGGGGCUGCCAUACAUACGAAGGGCGGUGGCGGCCAAAGGAAGCCGCUAACACGGGAAGAGAAACUGCACGAAUGGUUAGAGAAACAGGUAACGAAUCAGACGAAUAUAAUUUCCGACGCCCUGCAUCUGAUUCCACUGUGCAUACAGAGCAGUAGGGACGAUCCCCUUGCCGAAGCAGAACUUAUGCGAAAUAACCCAAAUGGGGAAGCAAGAAGAGGAAGGAGCCCCUUCCAGGAGAAGAUACUCACCGAUGGAUUUUACGGAAAUGCACACAUCGAAGAGAGUAGACAUUUUUCCUUUAAGGAAAAGAUGUCUUACAAGUUACGUGAAGAAGAACACAUGAACAAGCAGAUGCAGCUCCUUCUAGAACCCGUAAAUGAUGAAUCCACAGAGGAAUCAGACCUUCUAAGUAGCAUGAGACAUUUCCUCCUCACAUCUGGUGACGAGCUUUGUGCUGAACCCGUUUCCCAAACGGCAUCUGCAUCUGUGCAGAGGGGAGAGCGAUUCCUUCUUCGCGAUGACGAACCAUUGAAUGAGAGUCUAUUCAUAAGUAAGGGUGGUAAACAGGUGGAGGUGGCAGGCACCCCUAGUCAGGAGAGCAUCAACCAUGCUCAGAACAGCAACAACCGUGCUGAGACGGAACAACCCAGUGCCACUGCAAAAAAUUCGAAGAACGAUGGGACUGAGACAAAUGGUGAGCCGGACGAAAACACAAAUAACUACUUCAUGAGGCUGAUGAAGAGCAGGCUUAAGAACCCACUUUCGAUUCUCACCGGUCUGAGCAAGAAGGAUUCCGAAAAGGAGGAGGAGCAGCAACAGCAGGAACGGUAUGAACGGGAACAAAGUGCACUUAAGGGUGAAACGGAUCAAACGGAUAAAACAGAUGCAGCGAAUAUUCCAGGAAAGAAAGCCACCCCAAACGGGUUCAUACCUCCAGAUCAGCGAAGCGGAAAAGAUGAUCGUUUCGAUUAUAAGUACUAUCUCCUCAAACAGCUGCUCCUGCAAAAUAGGACCCAAGAGAAGAAACACCUGCUAGAAGACAACGGGUGUGUACACCAAGUUGAUGUCUCCUCCACCAACCUCUUCAUGCUGAAUACCUACGGCAUCACGUCGGAAGAUGCCGUCAGUCUGUACUGA